Molecule: messenger RNA, 1560 nt
Organism: Mugil cephalus (flathead mullet)
Lineage: Eukaryota; Metazoa; Chordata; Actinopteri; Mugiliformes; Mugilidae
Product: alcohol dehydrogenase class-3-like
Exons: 10
Coding region: 116-1258 (380 amino acids)
Biological process (GO): formaldehyde catabolic process
Cellular component (GO): cytosol
Molecular function (GO): S-(hydroxymethyl)glutathione dehydrogenase [NAD(P)+] activity; zinc ion binding
Source: RefSeq, a predicted model, not a curated record
AAGUGUCGCGAAUAUCCCAGCUGCGCUUAUAUUUAAAGCGGCAGGUGCCUUUACGCUUCUCAAUAAGACGCUGAUAAAGUCGUACGGCUUUUUAUUACGACAGUGUCACUCAAAAAUGUCAACAGCAGGUCAGGUGAUCAGGUGUAAGGCAGCUGUGGCAUGGGAACCUGGCAAACCUCUGUCUAUUGAAGAAGUGGAGGUGGCCCCACCCAAGACUCAUGAAGUCCGAAUCAAGAUUGUUGCCACAGGCGUGUGCAACGCAGACUGGGGAUACUUGUAUGAGGCUGGAAAGGGGAUGAAAUUCAGACCGUUUCCUUUGGUGCUUGGCCACGAGGCUGCAGGCAUAGUGGAGAGCGUCGGUCCUGAUGUCACCAAGUUCGCACCGGGAGACAAAGUAAUACCAGUUUCUCUGCCCAACUGUGGCGAAUGUGAAGCAUGUCAAACCCCGAAACCCAAUCAGUGCAGGAAGAACUGGGCAAACAUGCAAGUGGGUGUAUUAGCUGAUGGCACAAGCAGGAUAUCUUGCAAGGGGCAGCAGGUGUACCAGUUCCUUGGGAUCAGUUCCUUCUCCCAGUUCACUGUGGUUCCUGACACCUCUCUCGCAAAGAUAAGACUUGAUGCACCGCUGGACAAAGUCUGCCUGCUUGGCCACAGCGUCUCCACUGGUUAUGGAGCUGCUGUUAAUACAGCCAUGGUUGAAAAAGAGUCUUUGUGUGCUGUGUUUGGGCUUGGAGCUGUUGGACUGGCCGCCAUCAUGGGCUGCAAGGCCGCUAUGGCAAAAAAGAUCAUCGGGGUUGACAUCAACGCUGACAGGUUUGAGGUAGCCCAACUGUUAGGGGCCACUGACUGCAUCAACCCUGGAGAUCAUACUAACCCAGUCCAAGAGGUUCUGGUGGAACUGACCAAUGGAGGGGUGGACUACGCUCUGGAGUGUGUUGGAAGUCCAGAUGUCAUGAGUGCUGCACUUAAUUCCACGAGAGAUAUUUGGGGUUCCUGUGUCAUUGCUGGGUGGACAGAGGCAGAAUCAAUGUCUGUGCAGGUUGAGAAGUUACUGAUGGGACGCACUUUGAAGGGGACUUCUUUUGGAGGCUGGAAGAGUGUGCAGAGCAUUGCCCAACUGGUGGAUGACUACAUGAACAACAAACUGAGGCUGGAUGAGUUUAUCACCCACAACCUCCAACUGGAUCAGAUUAACCAGGCCUUUGACCUUUUAAAAAGUGGCAAAAGCAUCCGUACUGUCAUCAGUCUGCACAGCUGAGGAGGAUACAGCCAUAGAUGCUACCAGAUGAGAUGAAGGACCAACAUUUUCAUACUAUGAUAUUAUAUUUUGUACGCUACACACAAUGUAUGUGUGAAGUUGUUAUCCAUUCUCUUAAAUUUAUCAGCAAAUCUUUUCUGUGCUCUUUUCAUUUUUGCCACUAGAUGGCAGUCUUACAUCAUGUAAAAGCUCCAGUAUAUGUGUCCAUAGCAACAUUUAACCUGAUAUAUAUGGGGAAAAAAACUUGCUUUCAAUUCCUUAUUUUUUACAUUAAUGUUAAUAAAAAAGAAUAAUGUUGUGUU